Messenger RNA from Auanema sp. JU1783, 969 nucleotides. Lineage: Eukaryota; Metazoa; Nematoda; Chromadorea; Rhabditida; Rhabditidae. The record is from the annotation of a GenBank genome assembly.
AUGAGCGAAGUAACGGACUUAACUGUCAUCGAAAUCAAGCCGGAACAGGCCCCAGUGCUUUACGUAGCGGGCGGCCUUGAUGCUUAUCUCGAGCAAAUCCGCCAGGCAGUAAACGAAGUGCCGGACCUUUCCACGAAGAAAGGACGUGACCGUGUCGCCUCUCUGGCAGCGCAGGUAUCACGCAGUAAGACGGCAAUUGAAAAGCCGGGCCGAGAGUACCUGAAGCGCCUGAAAGAGGCUGUGCGACCUGCUGAGGCCGAAAUUAAGCGUUUCGUUGAUGCAUGUGACGAGCUUCGCGACGCAACCCGCCGCCCACUCACCGAAUGGGAAGCCGAGCAGGAACGCAUUAAGGCUGAAGAAGCCAUGAACGCGCUGCACGCCGAAGCGCUGGAAAUGAACAUCAAGUUCGAUCAGGAGUUGGCGGCCAAGUUCGAAGCAGACCACGAAAUGGCUCUGCUGAUGAACAAGGAUUUCGACCGUGACCGCGAAGAGCAGCGCCGCCUGGCGGAACAGGCUCGGCGUGAGCACGAAGAGCGCAUUAAGCGCGAAGCAGCAGAACAAGCCCGCCGAGAUGCCGAAGCGAAGCACAAAGCGGAGAUUGAAGCCGCAGCGCGCCGUGAAGCUGAAGAGAAAGCACGUGCAGAGCUGGCUGAACGCCAGCGCAUUGAAGCGGAACAGCGUGCGGAACGCGAGAAGAAGGAAACCGAAGAGCGUGCGCGCCGCGAAAAAGAAGAAGCCGUUGCCGCCGAGCGCCGCCGCCAGGAAGAGGCAGAAGCCGCCCGUUUGGUCGAAGAGCAGCGCAAAGCUGAAGAAGAAGCGCGCCGAGCCGCAGACAAAGAGCACCGCCGCACCGUCAAUCGUCGUGUCUACGCAGAUCUGAUUGCUCAGGGCAUCCCAGAAGAAUACGCACAGAAAGCAGUGCUGGCGAUCGCUGGCGGCAAAGUGCAGGACGCGCACAUCAAAUAUUGA